This is a messenger RNA of Megalops cyprinoides (Indo-Pacific tarpon), 2787 nucleotides long. RefSeq names its product UDP-N-acetyl-alpha-D-galactosamine:polypeptide N-acetylgalactosaminyltransferase 1 (gene galnt1). The record is from RefSeq and is a predicted model, not a curated record. Bases 755 to 2428 code for a protein of 557 amino acids. NCBI's taxonomy places the organism in Eukaryota, Metazoa, Chordata, Actinopteri, Elopiformes, Megalopidae. Gene Ontology annotation, cellular component: Golgi apparatus. The transcript is spliced from 13 exons.
GCGGUGAGCCGAAGCAGGAGACCGCACGUAUGGGGUUUGGAGGCUCGCAAUCCUCUGUUAAUUUGCUCUGCAAUUAACGCCAACUACGCACGAAGUAUUUAAAGGACGCCUUUUGAAAGUAUGGAAGAGAUUUCGCGUUUUAUCCACAAAUGACGAAUGUUACGGAUGUUUUUCUCCUCUUUUCUUUUGGAUUAAUUUUUGAGGUACUGCGAUCUUGAGAUCACAAAUUACAUCGACUGAAGGACCUAGCCAGCGAGCUAGCUGGCUCGAUCCGCAUUUGAAUGUAACGUUAGCUGAGUCGGGCUUCUAGUCUGUUUGCCAAAUAGACUACAUUUAACGGGCGGAUUUCUGUUAGUUGACUUAAGAGGCAAGAACCGUUAGCUAACGUGUCAUAUUCCUCUUUACCUUGUUCUGUCUAGCGAGCUACAGCAGCUUGAUUCUGCAUCGUUUUCAGCACACGUUUUCAAUUGUGAAAUUGUCGCUCCGCUAAAUCAGACUGGCACAGGAGGGAUCUAAACGCGGAAUGCGACUUACCAGAAUACAUGUAAAAUAACUUCUAAAAAGAAACGAAAGAAAACACUUGACGCGAUUCCAAGUUCAGCAUCAAAAGGGAGCAUGUGCGUGUGACAGGUGUCAGCCGUGGGAUCUUUCAAGCUCCUCCCCUUGUUGGAGCCCCUUCUCAAUAGGACCGGAGACCCCCUUUCUCACUCCCCACCCUGCGGCCUCAACUUCACAGCUGCUCUGAGCCUGCGCCAUGAGGAAGUUUGCCUACUGCAAGGUGGUGCUGGCCACGUCGCUGGUGUGGGUGAUGCUGGACAUGUUCAUCCUGCUGUACUUCAGCGAGUGCAACAAGUGUGACGACAAGAAGGAGCGGGGCCUGCCGGGGAGGGACGAGGUGGUCCAGAGGCCCCACGACGGCCCCGGGGAGAUGGGCAAGCCGGUGGUCAUCCCCAAGGAGAACCAGGAGAAGAUGAAGGAGAUGUUCAAGAUCAAUCAGUUCAACCUUAUGGCCAGCGAGAUGAUUGCCCUCAACAGGUCGCUGCCAGAUGUGCGUCUUGAAGGGUGCAAGAACAAGCUGUACCCAGACGACCUUCCCCGCACCAGCGUGGUCAUCGUCUUCCACAACGAGGCCUGGACCACCCUCCUGAGAACGGUCCGCAGUGUCAUCAACCGCUCGCCACGCCACCUGCUGGAGGAGGUGGUGCUGGUGGACGAUGCCAGCGAGAGGGACUUCCUGAAGCGGCCGCUGGAGCAGUAUGUACGGAAGAUGGAGGUGCCAGUGCGGGUGGUGCGCAUGGAGCAGCGGUCGGGGCUGAUCCGGGCCCGGCUGAAGGGGGCCUCCCUCUCCACAGGGCAGGUCAUCACCUUCCUGGACGCCCACUGCGAGUGCACCGUCGGGUGGCUGGAGCCCCUGCUCGCCCGCAUCAAGCUGGACAGGAGAACCGUGGUGUGCCCCAUCAUCGACGUGAUCAGUGAUGACACCUUCGAGUACAUGGCUGGCUCGGACAUGACCUACGGAGGCUUCAACUGGAAGCUCAACUUCCGCUGGUACCCCGUCCCCCAGAGAGAGAUGGACCGGAGGAAAGGCGACCGCACCCUUCCUGUCAGGACGCCCACCAUGGCGGGAGGCCUGUUCUCCAUCGACAGGGACUACUUCCAGGAGAUCGGCACCUACGAUGCAGGCAUGGACAUCUGGGGAGGCGAGAAUCUGGAGAUCUCCUUCAGGAUCUGGCAGUGUGGCGGGACCCUGGAGAUCGUCACCUGCUCCCACGUGGGUCACGUGUUCCGCAAGGCCACACCCUACACCUUCCCCGGGGGCACCGGCCAGAUCAUCAACAAGAACAACCGCCGCCUGGCCGAGGUCUGGAUGGAUGAGUUCAAGAACUUCUUCUACAUCAUCUCCCCCGGUGUGACCAAGGUGGACUAUGGGGACAUCUCUUCCCGGACGGCACUGAGGCAGAAACUGCAGUGCAAGCCCUUCUCCUGGUACCUGGAGAACGUGUACCCCGACUCCCAGAUCCCCCGUCACUACUACUCACUGGGAGAGAUCCGUAAUGUGGAGACAAACCAGUGUCUGGACAACAUGGCCAGGAAGGAGAACGAGAAGGUGGGAAUCUUCAACUGCCAUGGCAUGGGAGGAAACCAGGUGUUCUCCUACACUGCCAAUAAGGAGAUCCGCACAGAUGACCUCUGCCUGGACGUGUCCAAGCUCAACGGGCCCGUCAUGAUGCUCAAGUGCCACCACCUGAAGGGGAACCAGUUAUGGGAGUACGACCCCAUGAAGCUGACCUUGGUGCACGUCAACAGCAACCAGUGUCUGGACAAGGCGUCGGAGGAGGACAGCCAGGUGCCCAGCGUCAGAGACUGUAACGGCAGCCGGUCCCAACAGUGGCUCCUGAGGAACGUCACCUUGCCCGAGAUCUUCUAAAGGCAGCGCCAGUGGAGAGAGAGAUGGAGGGCAAAUGAGAGAGAGAGAGGGAGAGGGACAGCGAUUACACAGACUCCAGAUCAACGGAAAGAGAGCGAGAAACGAGUGGGAAAAUGUUUUUCGAUUGGGCUACCUCGCCACGCUUUUCUGCCGUCACGGCAAAAGAGGGAUAAAAAAAACACCCCCCCCAACCCUUACACCCAGAACUCGAGCGCUCAAGGAAAGAAACUUGAUUCAUGUGCACUUGCCUUUCCUGGAAGAGGCAGUCGUCCCAGUACCGCUUGCAUACCGGUUAUGUUUACGUGACUGCCUCUGUUUAUUUCUGUGAGUGCGUGAGUGGGAAUAUUUUUCUUUUUUUC